ACGACGGUUUCCCUUUGGCUCUCAGUUCACUUCCCAGCGCUUGGAGACGGAGGGGAAAUUCUUCCUAAAGAAGCCAAAAGCUCUGCCCCUAAAAUGACGUCAAGGUGUCUAUGCUGCGGCUGCUGCCCAAUGGGAGGGCAGAGAGGAUGCAUCAGCAGAAAGCAGACACUUUGUGCUGGGUUUGCUUGCAACGGGGGGCUGAGGGGUUAAUGUUGUCAGCCAGCGAGGAUCAAAGCGAUUAGAAGGGAAAAGGAGUCCAAAAACCGAAGCUUGCAUUUGUCAACAACAAUUUAUCGCAGAUUGGAGAGCCCGAAAGGGAUCCCAGUGGGAUUUGUGUUGUUACAGAGAAGAAAGAAAGUAAAGGAAACAACAACAAACAGCUGCAGUGGAAAUUCCUCAGAAAGAAAUAUUUACGUUAGGCGUUGACAUCUCUUUUCUGUGCCGUGUACUGCACAAAUACACAUUUGAACUAUAGACUUGCAGGCUAAGAAAUAACAGUAACGUCUUGGGAUCAUCCACACCGGAGUGAGAAUAAACAACACAGUACUACAGCGCGGGAGACUGCGGGAGGGGGUGGGGGGUAGAUGUUUGCAGUGUUUAUUGGGGGGCAGGAUUUGAGUGAUAAAGAACUGACAUAAAACGGGGGCGCUGUUUAAAACUUCAGAGGAAGAUGAUCAGGGAUGUUCCCCCCACCCCCACUGGCUCACAACGUUUAUCUUGAGCAGACUGGGGGGAGGAAGCAGAAGCCCCCACUCCCCCACCCCUGAACAAAUCACCCCAUGGAUAUGCAGGGCAGCGCUUAUUGAGUCUGGAAGAGUCACGACCCCAGUCGUGGCUUCUUGACUUGCUUGUAGCUGUUGCUCUUUCAUGCUCACUUUUAUCGUAUUGCUCCCCCAACAGGCAAAACUUUCUAUUCACACACACACACUGACGUCUUUUGCGCAUUUCCUGCAUUAGAGAGAGCGAGGCAAAGAGAGGUGGGGUGGUGCUGCUGCUGCUACUCAGCCCAGCACCACCGCGAGCCAGCAGCGCUAGCCAUCCAGAAGGCGGUGGUCACCCUCUGCCUUUUUAAAUCUCCAAAGAGCCUGAUCCGGAGCAGACUCCCCUCAUGCAUUGGAUUCGUUCCACUGGAUCUUUGGCCUUUGAGGAGGAGGAGGAGGAGGAGAAGGCGAGGAGGCUCCUCGAUCCUAUGCGGAUGUAAGGUCCCCGGGUGUGUGUUUUCUGAGCAGAGGCUGUGUGAAGUAGGCAGGGCUGGUUGUUUGGCUUGGUGGUUCGGGUUUGUGUGUGUUGCUGCUGCUGCCCACAGACAGUACUAGCGUGAGCAAGAGCCUCGGAUCGCGGUUCUGUCUCCUUUGCAAAGGCUGAUUCAGGAUUAUGAUCUAGGUGAAGGGGAAGUCUGUUGCCCCCCCCCCAGGUUUAUUAUGCUCGGAUUUUGAUUGUAUUUUGGGGGGGUUUCUGCAAACGGCCGUCCCCCCCUUUCCUCCCUUGUUUUCCGUUAGAAACACAGGCACAUUGUAUGUAUUCACGGGGUGUCGCAAGAGCAAAGGCUAAAUAAUCAAAGGUAGCAGCAGCAACAAGAAGGGAGCCCCCACGUUGUGGUCUCCCCCCCCCCGCAGACCUGCUCUCCUAUUUAUUGGUGAGAUCUCCCUGCCUCCCUCCCUGUGCGUGUGAGUGUGUGUGUGAGUGAGUGUGCUUAAUCCCAGGAAAAGUGAAGCCAUCCAACCAUGGUGGUUUUUAAUGGCUUGCUGAAAAUCAAGAUCUGCGAGGCGGUGAAUCUGAAACCCACACCUUGGUCGCUGAGGCAUGCGGUGGGUCCCAGACCACAGACCUUUUUGCUGGACCCUUACAUCGCCCUCAACGUGGACGAUUCCAGGAUCGGGCAGACCUCGACCAAGCAAAAGACCAACAGCCCUGCCUGGAAUGAUGAGUUUGUCACUGACGUUUGCAAUGGCAGGAAGAUUGAGAUGGCUGUUUUCCAUGAUGCCCCCAUCGGGUACGAUGAUUUUGUGGCUAACUGCACUAUACAGUUUGAGGACUUGCUGCAGAAUGGGAGCCGCCACUUUGAGGACUGGAUUGACUUGGAGCCAGAAGGAAGAGUAUAUGUCGUCAUAGAUCUUUCAGGAUCGUCAGGUGAAGCACCCAAAGACAAUGAAGAACGUGUGUUCAGAGAGCGGAUGCGUCCCAGAAAGCGGCAGGGUGCUGUGCGACGCAGAGUUCAUCAAGUCAAUGGACACAAGUUUAUGGCCACCUACCUUAGACAACCAACAUAUUGUUCGCACUGCCGAGACUUUAUAUGGGGUGUAAUAGGAAAACAGGGAUACCAAUGUCAAGUUUGCACUUGUGUAGUCCACAAGAGAUGCCAUGAGCUUAUAAUAACUAAGUGUGCUGGUUUAAAGAAACAGGAAACUCAUGACGAGCAAGUGGGCUCCCAGCGCUUCAGUGUCAACAUGCCUCACAAGUUCAGCAUUCAUAAUUACAAAGUGCCCACCUUCUGUGACCACUGUGGUUCAUUGCUCUGGGGUCUUUUGAGACAAGGUUUACAAUGCAAAGUUUGCAAGAUGAAUGUACAUAGACGCUGUGAAACAAACGUGGCACCAAACUGUGGAGUGGAUGCUAGAGGAAUAGCUAAAGUACUUGCAGAUCUUGGAGUCACUCCAGAUAAGAUCACUAAUAGUGGGCAACGAAGGAAAAAGGGAAAAGGCAACACCGAGAACUCUGGUCUUGGGCUAAUUGCAGGUGCAGAAUCUCAGCAGCCAGUUCCUGGAACCACACCUUCAGAAGAAGACAGGUCAAAGUCAGCACCGACCUCUCCGUGUGAUCAGGAAAUCAAAGAGCUUGAAAACAACAUUAGGAAAGCUUUGUCAUUUGACAAUCGAGGAGAAGAACACAGAGCGUCAGCAACAACGUCAACAGACAAUCAGCUUGAUAAACCUGGGGAGAAUGGUGAAAAUGGGGAAGUCAAACAAGUCCAGACCAAGCGAAUGGGUCUUGAAGAGUUCAACUUCAUUAAAGUAUUAGGGAAAGGCAGCUUUGGCAAGGUCAUGCUAGCUGAGCUAAAAGGUAAAGAUGAAGUAUAUGCGGUGAAAGUCUUAAAGAAAGACGUCAUCCUUCAAGAUGAUGAUGUAGACUGUACAAUGACAGAAAAGAGAAUUCUGGCAUUAGCACGGAAACAUCCCUAUCUAACACAACUUUACUGCUGCUUCCAGACCAAGGACCGCCUCUUUUUCGUCAUGGAAUAUGUAAAUGGUGGAGAUCUAAUGUUUCAAAUUCAGCGCUCACGCAAAUUUGACGAGCCUCGAUCCCGCUUCUAUGCUGCAGAGGUCACAUCAGCACUCAUGUUUCUUCAUCAGCAUGGCGUCAUCUACAGAGACCUGAAAUUGGACAAUAUUCUUCUGGAUGCAGAGGGUCAUUGCAAGCUGGCAGAUUUCGGAAUGUGUAAAGAAGGGAUUCUGAACGGAGUAACAACCACUACAUUUUGCGGAACACCAGACUACAUAGCUCCAGAGAUCCUCCAUGAGUUAGAAUAUGGUCCCUCAGUAGACUGGUGGGCUUUGGGUGUUCUGAUGUAUGAAAUGAUGGCUGGGCAACCUCCUUUUGAAGCUGACAAUGAAGAUGAUCUCUUUGAAUCCAUCCUUCAUGACGAUGUGCUCUACCCAGUCUGGCUCAGCAAAGAAGCUGUCAGCAUUUUAAAAGCAUUCAUGACAAAAAACCCAAAUAAGCGACUAGGCUGUGUGGCGUCGCAAAAUGGGGAGGACGCGAUUAAACAGCAUCCGUUCUUUAAGGAAAUUGACUGGGUUCUUCUUGAACAAAAGAAAAUCAAGCCACCCUUCAAACCUCGGAUUGUAAGUAGCAGUUUGAGUAAACUCUGGAAAUAA
Molecule: messenger RNA, 3875 nt
Organism: Chelonoidis abingdonii (Abingdon island giant tortoise)
Lineage: Eukaryota; Metazoa; Chordata; Testudines; Testudinidae
Source: RefSeq, a predicted model, not a curated record